CGCGUGGACAGGAGCAGGUGGGAGAGCCUGGAGGUAGAGAGAUGGCAAUGGCUGAAAUUGCUGUCUGUUUGAGGACGGCCUCUGCAGACCAUCUGAGACCUGCGUAAACGCUGGCACCUUGGCGCUAGUGCUGCACAUGCUGAAUACACUUGGAGGGUUGAAGUGGAUUGAAAUGAAAAAGGCAUCCGUCAUGAUAACCUCCUGGGAAGCCUGAUGGGAUGGAGACCACAACAAGACGGAGUGUUUGGAAGGUGCCAGAAGGUUCCAGUGAUAGACAUAGACCGCUAUGAAGUGUCACCGCUGGUUCUGCAGCACCUGACCGCCACCCUGCAGAAGCUCUCCCGUACAGGCUUCACGUGGCAGGACGACUACACCCAGCACGUGAUGGCCCAGGAACUCUCAACCCUUCCCCACACCUACCCGCAGCAUCUGGAAGCUUCCGACACAGCCAGGAGCUCAAAGCUGAGUGUGGAUAAGGAAAGGAGCUAUAGUCUGGAGGGUGACGGUGCUCUGGCCAAGGCUGUGCAGCGCUACCUGCCAUACCUGGAGGCCCUGUCGCAGGCGGCUUCGAACACGCGCCCCAGGACAAGGCACGACAGACCAUCCGCUCAGGGUGAGGACCCCCGUGCUGACAGCAUGCUGACCUUCAUGGCGCAGACAUCCGCUCUGACCUACGCUCCUGGGCCCCGGGCCGAUCACCCCGGGGGCCGCCCUUUACGGAUGCGCAGCCGGCUUCGGCCUGAUGAGCUGAGCCCCAAGGUGGACGGCGGUGCUGACAGACAGAGCCUGGUCACUUCGUUGGGCACCUCUGUGGCUCGGAAGCCCCCAGCGCCCCACGGGGAGGGCGACCGAGGGCCUCGAAAUCCGCUGCGUAUGCCCUGGAGAACAGCAAGGGUCCUCUCGGCCCCAGCAGCCCUCCAGAAAUGGCCUUCAUCACCAGGAGACCCCGAGGACCCCCUGGCCUUUGGUGAUGAAGCACUUAUCCGGAGUCUCCUGAAGGACCUGGGAAAGCAGCCUGUGGAGGGUCUGAGCCCCCUGGGCCUCGGCGAGAUGGCCCACGUGAUUGCUACCGCCGUGCAGGGUGUGGGUGCAGAAGGGGAGCUUCAAGGAGCCGCAGGAAAGCCCAGAGAGGCCAACGCUGGCAAGCAGGGCGGAGACGGCAUGGCAGAUGACCGAGGGCCAGACGGUGAAGGUGGCGUUUACAAGGAGGUCAGUCGUUUGAGCCUCCAACUUGGGGACCACCUGCAGGAUCCUGGGUCCCGACUCUUUCCUGCCACCCCCCUUCUUAUGGAGCCCUUCAAAACGGAGAUGAAGAAAUCAGAGACGCCCAGGCUGCCCCCGGCUUGGGAGGAGGAGAGCGCUGGGGUGGAGGACGUGAGGAGUCAGACCUACUCCAAGGAGCGCCUGCAGAGGCUACCUCCCACAGAGCCCAGGGCGGGCGGCUUUGGCAAGCUCCAGACCUGGGUUCCGGGCCCCUCGCAGGAAGAUGCCCGCCUUGGAGCCGGAGCCCAGGGGCGCCCUGCUGAAGGCCUGCGGCUGGAGGUCAGGCCUUCCGAGGAGGAGCAAGGCUACAUUGUGACUGGAGAUGACCCCCUGAGCCCAGAGAAGGGGAAGGAGCUGAUGGAGAGCAUCGCGCGGCUCCUGGAGGUGCCGAUGAGUGUCUUCCCAGACAUCGCUGUUCUGGGACCAGCCAUGACCUUCAGAGUGAGCGCCAGCGUCCAAAACCUGACGGCGGCAGACGUGGUGCAGGCUACAGUUGACAACAAGGACAAACUGGAAAAGGCGUCUGGACUGAAAAUUCUUCACGCUGGAAGCGGGUCGAAAAGCAAACUCAAGCUUCUGCCGCAUGGAGCAGAGCAAGAGGACUCGACCCCGUUCAUCGUGCUGACCCUGGUCUCUGUCGUGGCCAUGGUCGGGGUCCUCCUGGCCUCCGGUGUCAUCUACUGUUUGCGCCACACCUCGCACUCCCAGCUGCAGGAGAAGCUCUCGGGACUGGGGGAGCACCCCGGCCCGGAUGCCACCAACGCCUACCAGGAGCUGUGCCGGCAGCGCAUGGCCGUGCGCACAUCGGAGCGCCCGGAGGCCCCGCACGCGUCCCGCAUCAACAGCGUCUCGUCCCAGUUCAGCGAAGGGCCGGUGCCCAGCCCGUCCGCACGGAGCAGCACGUCGUCCUGGUCUGAGGAGCCUGUGCGGUCCAACAUGGACAUCUCCACCGGCCACAUGGUCCUGGCCUACAUGGAGGACCACCUGAGGAACAAGAGCCGGCUGGAGAAGGAGUGGGAGGCACUGUGCGUCUACCAGGCCGAGCCCAACAGCUCACUUGUGGCCCAGAGGGAGGAGAACGUGCCGAAGAACCGGUCUCCGGCUGUGCUGACCUACGAUCACUCCAGGAUCCUGCUGAAAUCCGAGAACAGUCACAGCAACUCGGACUACAUCAAUGCCAGCCCCAUCAUGGAUCACGACCCUAGGAAUCCCGCCUACAUCGCCACCCAGGGACCGCUGCCUGCCACUGUGGCUGACUUCUGGCAGAUGGUGUGGGAGAGUGGCUGCGUGGUCAUUGUCAUGCUGACACCCCUCUCGGAGAACGGCGUCCGGCAGUGUUACCACUACUGGCCCGACGAAGGCUCCAACCUCUACCACGUCUACGAGGUAAACCUAGUCUCCGAGCACAUCUGGUGUGAGGAUUUCCUCGUGAGGAGCUUCUAUCUGAAGAACCUUCAAACCAACGAGACGCGCACGGUGACCCAGUUCCAUUUCCUGAGCUGGUAUGACCAGGGAGUGCCUUCUUCCGCGAGGUCCCUCCUGGAUUUCCGCAGAAAAGUAAACAAGUGCUACAGGGGCCGUUCUUGUCCAAUAAUUGUUCACUGCAGUGACGGCGCGGGCAGGAGCGGCACCUACGUCCUGAUCGACAUGGUUCUCAACAAGAUGGCCAAAGGCGCUAAGGAGAUCGAUAUCGCCGCGACCCUGGAGCACUUGAGGGACCAGAGACCGGGCAUGGUCCAGACAAAGGAGCAGUUCGAGUUUGCGCUGACGGCCGUGGCGGAGGAGGUGAACGCCAUCCUCAGGGCCCUCCCGCAGUGAGCGCGAGCACGCAGCCCGAGGCUGGGAGGCGCUGGCACCAUGGCUGUCGACUGUGGCUGGGAAUCGCGAUGCCACUUAGUUGUGUGUCUUCAGUGUCCCUGCCUCGUCAGUGCGGCCCAGCGGUUACAAUGCGCAUCUGUGUUCAACCAAAUCAUAGUAAGGGGAGAUCUGGGGGAUCGUCCAAUCACAGGACAAUCAUUUUAUCUGUUUUCACUUCCUUGAAAGGAAAACACUUUUCCUUAAAGCACACAUUCACAUUCUUAAUUGCAAACAAUGCCCUACUAACGAUGCUGUAGGUUGUGCGCUCCACACCAUCUCCACGGAGAGCCGGCCUGUGGGCUAUAACUCUGAAGGAUGGGCCAGCUCUGCAGGGAGGGGACCCGGAGAAGCUGGAAGGGCACCACCAGACAUUUGGCAUUUGGCUUUACGACAGCUUAUCACCGGCAGGAGCCCCUCCCCGACUUGUUCAGGAGUUAGAGCAACAAAGUGUUACCAUUCUGCAGCUUUGGGGGAAAUAAGAACAGCAUCGUCCCUGCGUCUUCCCUCUGUUCCCCCGUGCAGGCUGCCCGACACCUGCCCCCAGUGCUGUUGACAGCCUAUCUCCACUGUCCACCCCCCAAAGAAGGGCACAGCGUCCCAGGCCAGCCACCCCAGGCGAGGCCUCCCAUCUGCAACCAGUCUGGAGACACAUUUUUAACUUUAAAUACAGAUUUACACAUUGCAAAAGCAGAUGCUGUUAACAAACUCUUCCCUUGGGGGUAACCAGAUCCGGGGAACCAACCUGGCAGGUAACAAGCUCCGGGGUCCCUGAGGAGCGCCCUAGCCCCCAGCAGGCUCCUGUGCUCCCCUCUUGGGGGGAAUGUCCUGGGCCCUGCCAGCAUCCAGGGGAGACCCUGGGUACCCCGUUCCCAGAAGGGGAUGCAGGGUGACGUACAUUGUUGGUUUUACUGGGUGAGAUCCUGGCACCAGGGAGAAAGGUGGAAACAGCAGCGUUUCCUGGGCCCCGCGCCCCCCCGGGGUCACCUAGGUCAGACACCUGUGUAACUCGCUCAGACACAAGUGUCUAGAGGCGAUUCGGAUUUGCCACCCUCCGCCCCCGCCCCCGACAGAGGAACUCAUUUCGCUGGACUCAGAACGGCGGGCUCUAAGAAGGCAGACAGCUCUGUGCACUACAGCUUUUCUUCUUAGGAUUAGGUGUGAAUACAUCCCCGGUACCUUCCAUGUCCCGCUUACUGCACACAUUCUUCCCGCCCUAAGUCGACACUGCAACCCAAACACCAGUAGCAUUGGGAGAGCGGCCUGUGACUGGGGAAGAAGAUGCCAAAUACUGUUUGUGUCUUUAAGUGGUCCUGUCAUGUCAUCUGCUCUAAUAGAUCUAUAAUUUUUUGCCAGAGUUGUUUCUCCCUAUCUGGAAUCUAAAUAAUGAAUAGCAACUAAUUUAUCUGAAUAUAGGAAGCAUAUACCUACUUGUAAUUUCUAACCUUAUGUUUCGAAAGAAAUCCUCCAGUGUGAGAUAUAUAAAUAUAUUUAAUUGUGUCAGAUUAAACUUUU
This is a messenger RNA of Callorhinus ursinus (northern fur seal), 4632 nucleotides long. It is a transcript of the gene PTPRN2, whose product is annotated as protein tyrosine phosphatase receptor type N2. Gene Ontology annotation, biological process: protein dephosphorylation; insulin secretion involved in cellular response to glucose stimulus; regulation of secretion. The record is from RefSeq and is a predicted model, not a curated record. Gene Ontology annotation, molecular function: protein tyrosine phosphatase activity. Gene Ontology annotation, cellular component: secretory granule; synapse. NCBI's taxonomy places the organism in Eukaryota, Metazoa, Chordata, Mammalia, Carnivora, Otariidae.